Messenger RNA from Histoplasma mississippiense, 4047 nucleotides. RefSeq lists its product as hypothetical. The record is from RefSeq and is a predicted model, not a curated record. Gene Ontology annotation, biological process: DNA-templated transcription; secondary metabolite biosynthetic process; fatty acid biosynthetic process. The transcript is spliced from 19 exons. The coding region runs from base 1 to 4047 and encodes 1348 amino acids. NCBI's taxonomy places the organism in Eukaryota, Fungi, Ascomycota, Eurotiomycetes, Onygenales, Ajellomycetaceae. Gene Ontology annotation, molecular function: oxidoreductase activity; DNA binding; fatty acid synthase activity.
AUGCACUACACAACUGUACAGGAAGCGAGCUGCAUAAUGAAAGUGUUUUGUUUUUCGGAAUCAACAUAUUUCAAAAAUGCAGCUGAUGAUUUGAUUGAUGCUGGGAGCCCAUAUUUAAAAUUCAAUUUCUGGCUGGUAGGUGGCUUGAUUAUAAGCCGUGUGAGCCAAAUGACUCGAGAUACCGUGGCUGAAGUGUCCUAUCGGCUCAGUGGUGAUGUCUCUGGAAUGUCGGAUGGCCCACCAUACCGGAGAACCGUUUUAGAGGAUAUCGGGAUCUUCGAUGCGCCCUUCUUCAAUCUCACCAAGCAUGAGGCUGAGUCUCUUGACCCAGAACAACGUGUGAUAUUCGAACGUACAUGCGAGGCUCUUGAGAAUGGAGGCAUUACUUUAAAAUCAUUGGCCGGUGAGCAGGUGGGCAUUUUCGUGGGCACCUCGCUCUCAGACUACGAUUUGAACAAUUACAAAGACAGUGAAAAUAUUUCACGGUCGCAGCUCACAAGCAUCCCUUUGGCAACCGGCUUCGGCAUAGUAGUUGCUGUUGGAGAUGAGGUAGCGGAUUUUCAAGUUGGUGACCGGGAUUGCGUUGUCUCAGAAGGGGCCUUUGCGAACUAUUCCCGCGUUCGAGGAACAAGCGCCUGGAAAAUCCCGGGACAAUUGAGUCUCAAAGUGGCCACAUCCAUCCCGAUUGCAUUCUGCACACCCUUCUAUUUCUUGUUCGAAGUUGGACGACUGCAGCCUGGAGAACGGAUUCUUAUUCAUACAGCGGCAGUCAUCUUGGCCAAACCGAUUAGUGCAGAAAUCUUUGCAACAGUUGGUAGUGUUAGUGAAAAGAAGUUCCUAAUUGAAACUCACGAUAUCGACGAAAACCGGAAAUUUUUCAGUCGUGAUUCCCCUUCCGCUGAGGGGAUUCGCAAAGCGACGAAUGGUGUGGGUGUUGAUGUAGCAUUGAACUCCCUGGCUGGAGAUACACUACGGGCGACUUGGGAAUCCAUUGCCCCUUUUGGGCGAUUUAUUGAAAUGGCUGGUGAAAAAGAUGCUAUUUGGAGUCGUCAAGAUGUAUCCACAAGGAAGAAAGCAGGCACCUUGUGCUCUCCAGAAGCCUCUUACCUCAUUGUUGGCGGGACGGGGAGUCUUGGCCGCAAUAUCACGUCGCGGCUAGCUGAGAAAGGGGCCCAACGUAUAAUUGUCAACUCACGAACUGGUAGCAAAUAUCAAAGAGUUGGGAUGCCAGUCAGGGAACUUUCUGCUAACGGAGCGACAGUCGUCGUAUACCGGUGUGAUCUAAAGCGAAUACGAUGCUGUCGUGAAACCCAAAGUUGCUGGAGUCUGGAAAAUCCACCACGCAUUCUAGGAUUAAACUGCAACCUUGAUUUCUUCAUCAUACUCUCCUCAAUAGCCAACCUUGUUGGUAACCGAGGUCAAGAAGCAUACGCCGCGGGAGGCACAUUUAUGUCAGCUUUUGGACACUAUAGGAACGCGUCCAUGACCGUUAAAAAAAAUAGUGGUCGACCCCUUGGUACAAAGGUAUCGGUAAUGAUGAUGAAGUCCGUCGACGAGAUCGACCGUUCAAAACCACUGGGAGCUUACGGGUUGGACUCCCUUAUUACCAUUGAGAUGGGCAUUAAGUUGACGGGUGAAGGCUUAUUCCGUCGAGGAAAAAUAUUUGAUCCUCAGUUUUGGACGAAGAUGGCCAGAAUCGAUGAGCAGAUUGGAUAUGAUAGCGGAACAAAGGCUAAUUCUAACGAUCAUGACCUAAAUAAUGAGGACAUCAGAGCGCUGUUAGGGUAUGGCAACGCGGAACCCGGUAUUCCGGCCCGAUUCCGGCGCUCGUGCCCUUGGCUGCAAACAACACUUCACUUCAGAGCGCUUUUCAACUCCAACCCCACAACAUCGCCUGAAUCCUUCAGCAAGCUGCGAAAAGAAGAUGCUCUAGGGAAGCACCAGAAGCGAAAUGCGAAUAUGAUUCUGCUCCGCCCUUGCAACGACAUUUCUGUCCGCAGCUCGCAAAAUUCACAAGCGCACCGACGUCGUGCUAGCCCUAGCUUCCAGCUGGUUGGAGCAAUUUCUGAGACUCCACCCGAAUCGGACAAGUCUCAUGAGGGCGAUGAUGAGGGAUCGGUCAUCCAAGAUGAUGAAAAGCUGGACGGUCCUAGCGAUGUUCAGCUGUCUGCUCAUCGCGAUCAAAAUUUUCCUUUCAGAAUCCGCACACUUAGUAAUUACGAAAGAAGGCGACAAUCUCACAAUAUUCGACCGCAUACUCCGGAAGAUCCGGAUAUUACCCUAAAAGCUCAACAAUCUAGUGACUCGGAUAUAUCUGAAGAAGAAGUUAAUGACAAAGAAGACUCACCAGAACCCUCUGAAGGCGAUAAUGAAACGAAUGACGCCAACUUCUUUCUUUCACGGGUCCGACAAGCUGUGUUCCAGAGAACGGGUGUCUCAAAACCCGGAAGCACAGUUCAAUCUGAUCGAGAGCUAAAGCGAUUAGAUAAAAUAGCAAAUCGGAAGGGAAAAUCAUCAAUAUUAUCUGCUAAUUCAACGGACCUUCGCCUUCCCCACCGCACUGUUUCCAACAAGUUGGUCUCUACUUAUCUUAUGCGGGAGUUUGUCAAUCUACCGUUAUUCCAGCGGGACACGUUCACUGACCGUUAUGAGAAACUGUGGGGAAAUGUGAAACUGUGGGACUCAGGAACAGAAGUUUUAGAUAAAGAUUGUUUAUUUAUUAGUUUUCUCUUCGGAGUGUUUGCCCUGGCUACCCUGCUACUCAACCCAGGUGACCUUAAAGAUGCUGAACAGUACUUCGCACGUGCACAAAAUCUUGUAUUUCUGAAUGGAAUUGAAAAAGGAGGAAUUUUACAUAUUCAGGUCUAUCUUGUCCUAGCCCAAUAUCUGGUUGCGGAUAAUAAUCUACCUGUUGCAUGGAAGUUUGUCGGCCUCGCUAUACGUGCUGGCCAGUCUCUGCAUUUGCAUCUUGUAUCUGGAAGCCACCAUUUGACUUUGAGGGACAACCAGGAGCUAGCGAGACGAGUUUGGCAUUGUUCAUUGAUGCUAGAACGGAUUAUUGCCAUGAAAAUGGGCAUUACAACCUUAACGAAACAUUCUUUCGAAACCCCUCUUCCUAUUCCCGGUGAUCGGGACUACAUCGACCGCCUCUCGUUCAAUGACUCGGCGGACCGAAACGCGACAGUUGAUCGUCCCUCAAUCAUAGAAUUCUUUAACAACUCGACGCGCCUCUACAAUCGAUAUAAUGACAUCAUUCUGAUCCAAGAGGAACUCCGAUCAACUAGUAACUCCGGCGCACGCAAGAAGAUUGAUGCCUUAGAUCCCCAACUACUCAUAAGUGUCGAUCAAUCCCUCGCCAACUGGCAAGCUGGAUUGCCGCCUUUUCUACACCCAGACACCAACGUCAACUCAUUGAACUACCUCCUAGCGAAGCGACAACACAACAUCCUCCGUAUCCGCUAUCUACACAUGCGUCUCCUCCUCUGGCGCCCGCUAUUGGCCAUAGUUGCGGCCACUUCACCGGACAUUGACGCGCGCUCACGAAUGCAAAAGCCCACCUCCCAACCAUCACGGCGAGGGUUAGCUAUAGAUAAAAUCGAGAUACCGCUGACUCACAUAAUCGCUCAUGAAAGCGCGGUAAAAUGCAUUCUCGCCGCAGCGGAGAUAAUCAAUAUUAUCGACGAAGUCGAGAGUCGUGGUACAGAUGUCAUAAAUGGGUAUGACACCCUCUCCAUACCAGCGGUUUGGGAGACUACAGGAUAUGUGUUUGCAUGUGCGCAGGUUUUCAUUGCUGCUCGCAGGUGCCCUAAGGGCGUAAUAGACGACCUUGGAGGGAUGCAAGUUAUUAGCGAAGGAGCAUGGACGAGUAUUGAGUUGAUGAGGAAAUAUGCCAUUAUUUGGCCUCGCGCGAAAGUUUGUUUGAUGGCGUUGGAGAAGUUGGAUUCCAUGUUUCCCCCUGGGAGGGAUGAAUAUACUGAUGGACCACGCGAUAAUGCGAUGAAUGAUUUGUCGUGGUUGGAAUGCCUGCCGAUUGAUCUGCAAAGUUAA